GGUAAAGAGAUUAUUGGAGUUCAGCGUUUCAUAUGAUGGGAGGCAGAUAUAUUAUCUAUGGCAGUGAUAUGGAAUUACAAAGGGAAAAGCAUCAUUGUUUUAUAAUUUAAAUUCAGUUUCAGUGCGACUGACAAUUACAGUAUAUUGGCAGCUAAUCUUUCAACACCCAUGUAUGUGAUUAUACCUCUGGAAAAUUUUGCCAUGGAAGGGGUCUCAACACCAGGAAUGUGGUUUGUUGAACACGCCGAGAGUUACUUAUUUCCCUGCUGGCUUUUCCCUUAUAAUGGCAAUUCUCUUUUAGUUGCAUAAGCUUAAAAGAUGACAGUUCCAGGCACCUCUCUUAGUGCAAGAAUAUAAUUUGAUACCAGACACUUGAGUGUCCCUUAAUCUAAUGAAAAAGUUGUUCAGAGGGGCGUCGACACUCAAAGAAUUUAUGCCAAAGCAAACCUUAUGGACUAUAUCAAUUAUCAAAGCAAGCUGCAAAACCCAGCUGAUAACCCCUGAAAGUGUUCGAGUCCUCUAGUAGAGAGUAAAACAAAGGAAUGGAGUGGGUCUAUCCUAGGAGAAGGGGUCCACAGUGGAAACAAGGGUGGACAGGCCAGACCCUGUCCUCCGUUUCUGCACCACCUAUCCCAUUGCUUACCAUUUUUGGGAUUGUCGUUGUCUUGCUAUGGCUCUCUCAGUACACAGGCUACAAGGCCCGGUUACAUCAUACGGCAAUAAAUUUCCAGCUAUUCAUUAUUAUUUUGCCAAUUCUGUUAAUCUUCUUCAUGAUCUCAUUUUCAUCCAGCGGAAGGCUAGCUUUUUGGCAGCAGCGUCUGGAGCAUGAGACUGUUCAUCGAUCCGGGGGCUCACCUUGGGGCAUCGCUAUAUUGGUGGGUGUUCUACUUGUGCUGCUUUGUUAUCAAUCUUCAUUUCAUUCAAAAUGGCGUGGACCUCUCUAGAGGUCAAAUUAGUUAGCUGUAGUAAACUAAGAAAGAAGACUCGUGAUUAAGAUGUUGGCUUUAAAGUCCAUUAUAUUUAAGACGUGUGUGCUUGUGUAUGUUUCUCCGGUUUGUUUAUUAACUAUACCAGCACUUCUUUGACAGGAAAUUUUUUUUUAAAGUAAAAAUAUUUAAAUUUCGAAUUCAAAAUUUAAUUAA
Durio zibethinus is the source of this 1142-nucleotide messenger RNA. The record is from RefSeq and is a predicted model, not a curated record. Lineage: Eukaryota; Viridiplantae; Streptophyta; Magnoliopsida; Malvales; Malvaceae.